Molecule: messenger RNA, 1669 nt
Organism: Pelobates fuscus (common spadefoot toad)
Lineage: Eukaryota; Metazoa; Chordata; Amphibia; Anura; Pelobatidae
Gene: CHKB
Product: choline kinase beta
Exons: 11
Coding region: 178-1299 (373 amino acids)
Biological process (GO): phosphatidylethanolamine biosynthetic process; CDP-choline pathway
Cellular component (GO): cytoplasm
Molecular function (GO): ethanolamine kinase activity; choline kinase activity
Source: RefSeq, a predicted model, not a curated record
CCGGGUGACACGGAUGGUAGGGGCAGGGGGAGCGCUGACACAUCACAUCCACAUCACUGGCUGAGCGCUGACAUAUUCCAUAGCGCAGUACUGGGAGAUGGCCGGGCUGUGACCCUCCCAGUGUCCGCACUGUCCCUCGUGACUCCUGGAUCCGGCCUGCAGCUCCCAUUACACAACAUGUCUUCCCAACCCGCAGCGCCCGCACCCCCGGGGCCAGUGUCUCCUGGAGGCCGCCGGCUGGAGAUCAGCCUGGAACUCCAACAGAGAGCCUACACCCUGUGCAGAGAGUACCUGAGAGGGGUCUGGAGGAUCAUCCAACCGCAACAAAUGAGAGUGGCUGUGGUCAGUGGUGGUCUCAGUAACCUUCUGUACAAGUGCAGCCUUGUAAACUCCGUGGAAACACAGUCCACUGAGCCUCGACAGGUUUUACUGAGAAUAUAUGGGGCUAUUUUACAGGGUGUGGAUUCGCUGGUUCAGGAGAGUGUGAUGUUUGCAAUUCUUGCUGAGAGGUCCCUUGGCCCACGGUUAUAUGGAGUAUUCCCACAAGGUCGUCUGGAGGAAUAUAUUCCAAGUAGGCGACUGGUGACCUCUGAGCUCAGUGACCCGGAAAUAUCCAGGGAGAUUGCAGAGAAAAUAGCCAGAUUUCAUGGCAUGGAAAUGCCAUUCAAUAAGGAGCCAAUAUGGUUGUUUAGUACAAUGGAUAAAUACAUGUCUCAGAUCUCAUCUCUUUCAUUCACACAAGAUCAUCUCGUGGAAAAGUUUAACCAGCUGAAGAGUUUUCACUUGGAGGAAGAGAUGAAAAACCUGAGGCGCCUCUUGGAAUCGACACCAUCACCUGUUGUCUUCUGUCACAAUGAUGUUCAGGAAGGUAAUAUCUUACUUCUUUCAACUCAAUCUUCACCUACAGACCGGCUCAUGCUUAUUGACUUUGAGUACAGCAGCUACAAUUACAGAGGAUUUGAUCUAGGAAAUCACUUUUGUGAAUGGGUAUAUAAUUAUCAUCACGAUGAGUGGCCUUUCUACAAAGCACAACUGGAAGACUAUCCAACCCGUGAACAACAGCUUCAUUUUUUCCGUUCAUAUCUUGCUGAGAGCUGUCCGGACCUUAGUGAGGAGGAAUGUCUUGUUCAGAUAGAAGCAAUGGUUCUAGAGGUUAACAGGUUUGCUUUGGCCUCGCAUUUCUUUUGGGGUCUGUGGUCUAUAUUGCAGGCAAAAAUGUCCACUAUUGAAUUUGGAUAUCUGGAAUAUGCCAUCUCUCGGUUUGAAGCAUAUUUUCAACAAAAACGUCUCUGGUCAUGAUUUUUAAAUAAAUAUGCAACUGAACGGUUAUUUAAUUUUACAAAAAUCCUUCUUAUUCCUGAACGGUUAUUAUUUAAUUUUCCAAAAUUCCUCCUUAUUGUCACUGUUUUCUGGCUUCUGAGACUCUUCCCUUUGCAGCAGUUCAGCUGAAGUCACUCGAAUGUGUUCGUUUAAAGAAAUCACCUGGACACUCUUGUUUCAAAGAUACAGUUCCUGAACCUGCAGUACUGCUACCUAUACCAAGGUCAUCUUACUACGAAUUUGCAAUGCUGCUAAGUGUCAGACCAAAAUAAUGCAGAUAUUUGUGUCAAUUGUGCAUGUUUAAUUUAACCGUUUUUUAUUUUAAAUUAAUAAAAACCUUUUUAAAGUA